Messenger RNA from Grus americana (Whooping crane), 937 nucleotides. RefSeq names its product D-aminoacyl-tRNA deacylase 2 (gene DTD2). The record is from RefSeq and is a predicted model, not a curated record. Gene Ontology annotation, molecular function: D-tyrosyl-tRNA(Tyr) deacylase activity. Gene Ontology annotation, cellular component: cytoplasm. Gene Ontology annotation, biological process: tRNA metabolic process. The transcript is spliced from 3 exons. Bases 24 to 527 code for a protein of 167 amino acids. NCBI's taxonomy places the organism in Eukaryota, Metazoa, Chordata, Aves, Gruiformes, Gruidae.
CCUCAGGCCGUGCGGGGCCUGGUAUGGCGGCGGCGGGGCCGGCACUGGCUCGGGCCCUGCUGCAGCAGUGCGUGUCCGCCCGGCUGCAGGUGAAGCCGCCCGAGCGCGGCGCGGAGGCCGAGUGGGUGGAGAUCCAGAGAGGGCUUGUUAUCUACAUAUGCUUCUUCAAAGGUGCUGAUGAGGAUCUCAUUCCAAAAAUUGUCAAUAUGCUGUUGAAUGUUAAACUAAGUGAAAAUGAAAGCGGCGAGUACGUUUCUGUUCUUGAUUUACCAGGCGAUGUGCUAAUCAUACCACAAGCUACCCUAGGCGGUAAACUGAAGGGAAGAAAGAUGCAGUACCAUGCAAACAUUGAAAAAGAAAAAGGGCUGGAACUUUAUUCUCAGUUUGUGACUUUGUGUGAAAAAGAACUUGCUGCCAACACCAAAUGCAUGGAAGCAGGUGCUCUUGUCAAGCACGGCACAUACGGAAACAGGCAGGUGUUAAAACUGGAUACAAAUGGACCUUACACUCAUCUGAUUGAAUUUUGAACAAAAUAAAUGAUGUCCUGGAUACAAGCUUGCAACUGUUGUCCUUUUCUUCAUUUCUAAGAAUUAAUGUACUUAAAUGGUUUGAGAGGGACAGCAUAAGAAAGACUUUCAUUCAUCCGUACUGGUGUUGCCAAUCCCAUUAAAUAGAAGGAUGCCUGAGACUGCUUUGCAAUAAUGAGCAUGUGUUUUAUGUUCAUACUCAUCUCAAGUGUGCUCAGAAUAGUUGUUAAAAUUCAUCCAAUGAAGAUGUAUAAUUUGGAAGGCUUUAUUAAUAAAAAUGGGGUAAUACAUAUGUUUCUUACUAAAAAAUAAUGACAAAAAUAUUACAUGUAUUAGCUAUUGUAAAAUACGCUUAGGAAGUAAAGUUUAUAAAUUAAAAAAAAAAAAACAUGCUGUAGAUGUACUUAUUU